This is a messenger RNA of Acanthoscelides obtectus, 1189 nucleotides long. The record is from the annotation of a GenBank genome assembly. NCBI's taxonomy places the organism in Eukaryota, Metazoa, Arthropoda, Insecta, Coleoptera, Chrysomelidae.
GAAGAUACGUCUACGCUAUCUCGGUGACCCUGAAUAUCAACAAGGUAUUGGACAGGACCUUGGUGUUAGUCAAGCAACGGUAUCUCGGACUGUGGAUAGAGUUGUGAACAGCAUAGUUGCACAGUCGAAUGAAUGGAUCAAGUUUCCAGCUACCAACCAUGAACUGAUGUAGGUCAAGCAGAUAUGGCAAAGCUUUUUGAAAUUUCCGACAGCAAUUGGUGUAAUUGAUUGAACACAUAUAGGAAUCCUGAAACCAAAUCGCCAUGGAGAUGAGUAUAUCAACCGAAAAGGGAAACCUACUUUAAAUGUGCAAGCCACUUGUGAUGCCAGAGAGAUAUUGACAAGUGUUGAUGUCAGUUGGCCUGGAUCAGUUAAAAUGCUUUAGUAGUCAGAUAAGCGUUAAUUUUAUUUUUAAAAACUUUCGCAUCCAGUUUCUUUAUACGGUCUGGCAACAGGUUAUAAAAAAGUAUCCCAUAAUAGUUUAUUUUAUCCAUAUUUCUGGUUCUAUAACUGUGGACAUCACUGUGGGUAGUAUAUUGGCUCAGGUUAGUAUUGGUCAGGAACUUGGUGUUAGUCAAGCAACGGUAUCUCGGACUGUGGAUAGAGCUGUGAACAGCAUAGUUGCACAGUCGAACAAAUGGAUACGAGCAUUUCCGACAGCGAUUGGUGUAAUUGAUUUGCAUGAUUCCAGAAUAUGAAGAAAUUCACAGACUAGAUCACAACUAAUAAAUAAACCAAAUGUUGUAUUACUUGGCGAUGACGGUUAUGGUAUUGAGCCAUGCCUUAUGACUCCCUUCAGAAAUCCUACUCCAGGUGCAGAAAUAAAUUACAAUAAGCUUUUAAAACAAGAAAGAGUUAUAAUUGAAUGCUGUUUCGGCCAACUGAAAUGCCGGUUUUCUAUCCUACAGUAUGUUUGCCGCGUAAAGUUGGAAAAUAUGCCGAAAAUAAUUAUUGCUUGUAUUGUACUCCAUGAUGUUGCGCAGAGCUUGGACGAUCCUGACUUUGAGUUAGUUGAACAAGACCUAGAUGAAAAUGAAGGAAAUCAUGAGAAUGACGAACUUCCUCUCCGCCAACUAGGUCAACAAAUAAGAAGAAACUUGAGUAUUAUAAUAAAUAGUUUUACUGAUUAAAGUGUAUUUAUAACUUAUAAUAAGUUUUAUUUUCGUGAACAUCAUAAGUUACAGGUGGC